Molecule: messenger RNA, 315 nt
Organism: Funneliformis mosseae
Lineage: Eukaryota; Fungi; Glomeromycota; Glomeromycetes; Glomerales; Glomeraceae
Source: the annotation of a GenBank genome assembly
AUGGUGGCUAAGCAACCAAAGUCUGGUAUUGUUCUUGGCUUAAAUAAAGGUCAUAAAGUAACUCAUCGUGAACUGAGACCAAAACCUUCUCGAAGAAAAGGGUCUCUUUCUCAUCGAGUCAAAUUUGUUCGUGAUAUAAUUCGCGAAGUUGCAGGAUAUGCUCCUUAUGAGAAACGUGUAAUGGAAUUGUUGAAAAAUUCCAAGGAUAAGCGUGCAAGAAAAUUGGCAAAGAAGAGACUUGGUACCUUUGUUAGAGCCAAAAGAAAAGUUGAGGAACUCAGCAACAUUAUCGCUGAAUCUCGUCGUGCUCAUUAA